AUGAUAUUGUACAUAUUUCCAAAAGAAGAAAAAGAUACAGUUUCCUUUUUAUCUUUAUUAAUUUCCCCCUCUUUUUCUCUUCUUAUUUGCUUUAUUCUUCUUACUUCCCAGAUUCUUUUUCUCUUUCAACAUUACUUUUAUUGUUCAUUUUUCUCCUCAUCCUCCUGCUUUUUCAUCUUUGCUUUCUACUUCUUUCUCUUUCCUUCUUUGUUUUUUUCUCUUUUUAAAAACUCUUUUUACUUCUCUUGUUCUUGCUUAGUGUACUAUUUCUUCCUUCUUUUUUUCUGUGUCUGCACUUUACUUUUCUUCUUUUUCCUCUUUCUCUUAUUAACUCUCUUUUUCUCCUUUGUUAUUCUCCCUUUUGUUCUUUGCCUUUUUCUUUGCCUUUUUUGUUCUUUGCUUUUUUGCCUUUUUCUUUGCUUUUUUUGUUCUUUGCCUUUUUCUUUGCCUUUUUUGUUCUUUGCCUUUUUUUGUUCUUUGCCUUUUUCUUUGCCUUUUUUUGUUCUUUGCCUUUUUCUUUGCCUUUUUUGUUCUUUGCCUUUUUUGUUCUUUGCCUUUUUCUUUGCCUUUUUUUGUUCUUUGCCUUUUUGCCUUUUUUUUUGUCUUUUUUUGUUCUUUGCCUUUUUACCUUUUUCUUUGCCUUUUUUUGUUCUUUGCCUUUUUGUCUUUUUCUUUGCCUUUUUUUGUUCUUUGCCUUUUUCUUUGCCCUUUUGCCUUUUUCUUUGCCUUUUUUUAUGCCUCUCUCACUUUCUCUCUUUUUAUUCCUCCUCAUUUCUUCUCUUAUUUACUUCUGCCCUUUUCUUUAACUUCCCCAAUACUGCCCUCCUUUCUCUUAUCUUUACUCCUUCAAUCUUUUCUCUUUAA
This is a messenger RNA of Acanthosepion pharaonis, 864 nucleotides long. Lineage: Eukaryota; Metazoa; Mollusca; Cephalopoda; Sepiida; Sepiidae. The record is from the annotation of a GenBank genome assembly.